CAUAUGCAAGUUAAAUUGCUUAACCUUGCUGAAAUGUAAUGGGAGAGUAGUACGUGUGCUGCCACUGAGGAUUGAACCAGCCACCCAGUCGGUAGCUAAAGGGCGACUGGUUCUAUGUGCAAUUAUUAAACCUGCCACAAUAGUUGAGAAUAAAUUGAGAACUUUGGCAAACAGAAAAAUGCCAGGAAAUGUAGAAAUAAAAGCCAGGCUGCAGGAUGUGGAGGGAGUACGGAAAAUUUCUUCAGAAUUGAGUCAAUCAUCAGGAGAGACUCUCAUCCAAGAGGAUGUGUUCUUCUUUACUCCGAACGGUCGACUGAAACUAAGAACCAUUAAGGAUGUUCGAUCAGAACUCAUCUUCUAUGACCGGCCAGACAAAAUUGGACCAAAGUUCAGUGACUACAGUAAAACAGAAGUAGCCAAUCCAGAAUCUCUGAAGGAGACUUUACGUCAAGCCUUGGGUAUAAAAGGUAUGGUGAGGAAAGUGCGAAAACUGUACAUGGUUGGCCAGACGCGGGUACACAUUGACAAUGUUGAGGGGCUCGGUGACUUCAUGGAACUGGAGGUAAUGAUGCAGGAAGGACAGACAGCAGAAGAAGGACAGAAGAUUGCGGAGGAUCUGAUGGAUAAACUCGGUGUGAAACAGUCCGACUUGUUAUCUGGAGCUUAUAUGGAUAUGAUUCUUAAAAAGUCAGAAGCAGCUUGAAAUAUGCAAAACAUCGACUUAAGCUUCAUUAAGGAGGGGAAAAUUCUCAAACCGGGUACACAGAUGCCCCAUAAAUUGUAGAUGAGGUGGAUAAUCUCUUUUCAUGGAACAUGUCCAAAAGUACAAAUAAUGAAGAACAGUUAAACAAAACAAUACCCCAAAAUACGGGAUCAUUGUUACCAAAACAUUAAGCCAGGUUCUUGUUUGAGCCCGUGGUACAGGUAUAUAAGUUACCAGUGUCUAAAUAGAGGUGGUUCAGUGGCACAGUGGAUAAUGCCUUUUAGCAAGAUGGCUGGGGUUCAAUUCUAUGUACAGAUGCGAAAAAGUAUGGGGUGACCUGUCCAAUCAUAUGGAUUUUCUCCAGAGUAACUGUAUCAAGACCCCAGCAUGCUUCAAUUCAGGCCAACAAGAGUGAUUGAUACACGUUUAUAACUAAUGUUGUGAAAUGGAUGCUGUUUAAAGUAUACUAGGACUGGGGUUAUGUUUUAUCAGUGGAAUAUGUAUACAAUAAUGUGAAUCUCUGUCAAUUUUUUGCAGAAUUUUCCAGUGUAACAACAUGAAUCUGAUUUUUUCUUAGAUGUCUGUUUAAAAGAUUUCUAGUACAACAAUUUUUAUCUAUGAUUCAAUAUAUCGGAUUACUUUCUAGAAGACCAAUAUUAAAGUGAAUCUGUGGUUCAACUGUGUCAAUUGCAAUAUUUCUACUACAUGUACAAAAGUUAGCUUACUUAGUCUUAAGGACCAGGCUGAGACAGUUUAGAACAAUUGGUAAUUUCAAUAAUAUUAUUAUUCACCUGAACACAAAAUUUCUGUUUUGUUAGGAACCAAUAGGCAUACAUUGAUUUUAUGUUAAAUUUAGUCAUUUUAAUCCUAGUCAUCAUUAGUUGAACCUUUAUUGAUAAAGGGUACAGAUCAAGGGAAUUCAUCCAAAUUUGUUCUGAAGUAUUGCUCGGCCAGGCCUAGGGGACUCGAUAUAUAAUAUCAUUAUAUAUAAGAGGGGUGUGGCUUCCCUUACGGCAGGUCUAAUGACUUUUUGAAUAUUAACUAAUAAUGGUGUAAAUGAUCACCUCAUGACAAGGUUUUAUUUUUGAGCUCAUUUGAAGUACAAUUUAUGUGUUAGACUUCUGAUUGGAUAUUUCCAACUUCUCAGUUUCCUGGUUGCCAAUUCUGACAAACCUUUAUACCAAUGUUCCUGCUCUCAUGCUCUUGAUCUAACAUCUAUUUUUUAAAUCAAUUCACAAUCAAAGAUGGCCAACUUUUUCUUUACUGGCUGCAACAGUUUUGAUGUCUCCUCAUGAUCAUCUCCCGUCCGACUAAUAUUAACCAAACUAGUCCAGACUACACACUGUUGUUUUUUGGGUUGUUAGACAUAAUAACCUUAUCCAUAAAUACCUAAAACACCUCAUUAUCAGGUUGGCACAAUCGUUCUUCUGUGACCUGCUGUAUGUUAAGAGGCGACUUAUGUGGCCUCUCCUCUUCCCCCUACCCUUGUAGAAUCGUCCUUCUGUAACCUGCUGUAUGUUAAGAGGCGACUAAUGUGGCCUCUCCUCUCCCCACUACCCCUGUAGAAUCGUGGGGUUGUCUUCGUCCUUCUGUAACCUGCUGUAUGUUAAGAGGCGACUAAUGUGCCCUCUCCUCUUCCCCCUACCCUUGUAGAAUCGUCCUUCUGUAACCUGCUGUAUGUUAAGAGGCGAUUAAUGUGGCCUCUCCUCUUCCCGCUAACCUUGUAGAAUCGUGGGGUUUUCUUCGUCCUUCUGCUAAGGGGACAUUGAAGAAAACUUGUUCUGUUGCACUGAUUGGGACAAUUGGGAUCUAUCUUUUCCCAUUUUUCUACUCUCCAUUUGGCUACAUGUACACCAUCAUCAAAGGACCUUAAAAUAAUACCAGAUACACUUUGGUAGAAUGUCAUACUGAUGUUGCUGCUGUUGCACUUUUCUCUGGGUAAAAAAAAAUCUGAGGGCGACCAAGGUCUCCAGCUAGUGGAAGCAUUUCAACCUUUUGACUAGUUAAGUUAAUAAAGAAUCAGGUUAGUGUUUCAAGCCUUAUUGACCUCUUGUUAUGUUUAAAACCGUUACUAUUUUCUUUUCUUGUACAAACAUGUAAAUUAAUGAUUUGGUUCUUCCAUCAGGAUGUCAUUAAACAUUUGUAUAACAAAAUGUUUAAAUGUUUUGAAAAAAAUGUGUUAAAUUUAUGACAAGAUCAUAUGUAAAUUGCUGCUAACUGAUGUGAAUACAGAUUUGAUUACUGGUGGUAUUCUGGGAAAUACAUAAAGCUUUUACAGUGUGUUAAAUCUACAUUUUAUACCUAUGUGUUCAGGAGUUUUUACUGAUGCUAUACAAAUUACAAUGUGUGUAAAGUAUUGAUUACAUUAAAUGUAUUUUAUACAAA
Molecule: messenger RNA, 3088 nt
Organism: Mizuhopecten yessoensis (Yesso scallop)
Lineage: Eukaryota; Metazoa; Mollusca; Bivalvia; Pectinida; Pectinidae
Exons: 5
Coding region: 179-703 (174 amino acids)
Source: RefSeq, a predicted model, not a curated record